AUGAUUAAAUAUAAGCGUGAAUUAUUUAGAACUCAAAUUAGAUAGCAGUUACAUUAAAAUGUUUUCAAAUAGAAAAGAAUAUUAACUAAUACACAAAUAGAGUAAGCUUUUUCAUUCAAUCAAUUGAUCGAAAUGAUAAUCAAUGCUAGAAUAAUUACUAAGGAACAUCUAAAAGAAAUGAAUUCUUGUUUACUAUUUUGCAUUAAUUAACAACUCUCUGAUGAACAAAUCAAUUUAAUUUAGAGAAAUAUUGAUAAUUUACUUUCACUAUUAAUAUAUUAAAUUACCAAUAAAAAUACCUUAAUUUUAGAGUCAUUAACAAUAUUUAUCAAUUUAACUUUUUUUUCUGAUGAAAUUUUGCACAAAUUACUAACAAAUUUUAAUAUACUUUAAAUCAUUUCGAAGUUGUUAUAGAAUCAAAACGAAAUUCGAACUGCACUUGAACUUUUACAAAAUAUUUGGUGUAAUCCUAACUCCUAGAAAUUAGAGUAAUUGGAUCUAUUUAUAUCAAUAAAUGAUCUUGUUGAUUUAUCGAUUUCUAAAAACGAAAAUCAAUCUAUUUUAUUAAUUUCAAAAUGUCUAAAAAAUUUCUUUAGCAGUGUAUGUGAAGAUUUUAUACUGUUUGAUUGCAACUAUAUGAUAAAACUAGUAAAAAAACUAUUAAACUACGGAUUAAAAGAAAGAUAAUAAUUUAUUUUAGAUUAAAUAGAGAUAUAUUGUAUGAUUGUAUAAAAACUAAAUUUAAACUUUAUUCAAUAAGAUCAAGAUUUGAUACUUAAAUUGAUAAAUUUAAGUUUGAAUGUAACAAUAAUAGUUGAAUAAAUUACUAAUUUACUAUAUUAUUUAUGUAGAAAUGAACCAGAGUGUUUUUAUUAAUUAUUAUUAAGUCAUAUUAUUGAAUAUUCAAAAUCAAUAAUAAGAUUAAAUAAUUAUGAAUUAAUACCUCAGAUUUUAAAUUUAUUAACAAUAAUAUUUUAUUAAUUAUCAUAAAUUAGUAAUAGCUUAUUAUAACCUUUUUAUGAAGAUAAUAUAAUUUUAAAAGAGAUAAUAAGAUUUAGUGAGGAUUGCAAUCCAUCAAGGGUGAGAGAAAGUUCUAUUCGUUGUAUAAAGAUAUUAAUUGAAAAUUCAAACGAAUUAUAAAUAUAAAGUUUAGUUGAAUUGGAAGUUCACAUAAUACUAAUAGAUUUAUUAAAAGAGAUUUCUCUUGAUUAAAUUUAUACCUUAUAAAUUUUAUAAUCAUUAAAUAGUUUGUUAAAUUUUUAUAGUGUUCAAGCAUUUUAAAUGGAAUAUCCUAAUCAUUUAGAGUAAUACGCUUUAUCAAAUAAUGAAGAGAUAGCAGAAGAAGCUAAUGAAAUCUUACUAAAAUUUGAAGAUGAUUUUCAUAAUAUUUGUUAGUGA
Molecule: messenger RNA, 1398 nt
Organism: Paramecium sonneborni
Lineage: Eukaryota; Ciliophora; Oligohymenophorea; Peniculida; Parameciidae
Source: the annotation of a GenBank genome assembly